GGUCCUUCUAGUCACACAACACAACCAACGCCAGUUAGCCAGUUAGCUUUGAUGCUAACAUGCUGCUUCUGUUCUCUCAGUGUGAUUGAGGCUGAAUUUAACAGCGGAGGAGCCUGAAACCAGACUGUACUGAACUUGUUAGUGUUUUAUGUAAGUUGUCUUAUUAAAGGAGGUGAAUUGUGUUGUUAAAUGAAGAUGUGGAGCUCAGGAGGCCGUCGUGUCCUUCAGGAGCUGCUCAGCCAGCCGGCUGUCAGGAGCUUCUCUCUGAGUCCUGCUCAGAACACAGUUGUAGUGGAACGCUGGUGGCAGGUGCCUUUAUCUAAAGUAGGCAGCCCACCGAGGCUUCACCCUCGAAGACACAGAAUCUACAAGUUGGUCGAAGACACCACACACGCUCCCAAGGAGAAGAUGGAGCUCAUCCUGACUCAGACGGUACCCAAGGUCGGUGGACGAGGAGACACCGUGUUUGUGAAAAAGGCUGUCGGCAGAAAUAAGCUGCUGGCCGAAGGCCUUGCAGUGUAUCCAUCACUGGAGAACAAACAGAUGUUUUCUGAGGAGUUAAGACUUCUGCGUGAAGGGAAGCCAGAGGAAAGAAUCCAAACCCGCACCGGACAAUUGACAGUGGAGCUUCUUAAACGCACCAAGUUGAAGAUAAACAAGAUGCCUUCGGAUGAAUUCCAGCUCACUAAAGAAGUCGUCUGCAGACAGUUUCAAAAGAAGCUGCUAAUCGUUGUGCCACCUCAUGCAUUGAGUCUCCCAUUUGAGUCGGUCAAGGACGUGGGUGACUACUGGUGUGAAGUUACGGUUAAUGGAAUGGACGUAGUUCGCAUCCCCAUUUCACUGAUGCCAUAUGAGGACCCAUCUGCAAGUUAUCAGCGGCAGUUGAAAACACAAAUGCAAGAGCAGCAGGAGCAGCAGGCGGCCGCAGACAUCUCAGAACCUGCUGCUGUAGAGGCAGUUUCUGCUGCUGCUGUGGAGGAAACUACUGUGAAGGCAGUUUCUGAAGCUGCCGUGGAAGAAGCUGCUGUGGAGGAAGCUACUGUGAAAGCUGUUUCUGAAGCUGCCGUGGAAGAAGCUGCUGUGGAGGCAGUUUCUGAUGCCACUGAGGAGAGAGCUGCUGUUUCUGAAGCUGCAGUGGAAGCAGCUUCUGAUGCUGCUGUAGAAGCUGAAGCAGGUAAAGACUCUGUGAGUGAAGUUAGUGAAGCUGCAGCCUCAGCAGGAGUCUCCGCUGCUAAAGAAGAAUCAGCAGCAAGUACACAGACGAGUCCAGACACAACAGCACCACCUAGCGACAGCCCGAAGAAAGAUUAAUGGACUCCAAAUGAAGAUGUGCAUAGAACUGCAAUGGAUAUUGUUUACCCAUAAUACACAUUAUACAUGCAUAAAAACAA
Sebastes umbrosus (honeycomb rockfish) is the source of this 1391-nucleotide messenger RNA. It is a transcript of the gene mrpl9, whose product is annotated as mitochondrial ribosomal protein L9. The record is from RefSeq and is a predicted model, not a curated record. The transcript is spliced from 7 exons. Gene Ontology annotation, biological process: translation. Gene Ontology annotation, molecular function: structural constituent of ribosome. Gene Ontology annotation, cellular component: mitochondrion; ribosome. NCBI's taxonomy places the organism in Eukaryota, Metazoa, Chordata, Actinopteri, Perciformes, Sebastidae. Bases 190 to 1311 code for a protein of 373 amino acids.